AUGGCUGGCCGUGCGCUGUUGGUGUGUGCCCUCUGCGCGCUGUGCUGCGCCGCCGGCGGGGGCUGGGCGGCGGAGGGGAACUACUGCACGAAGCGCGACUGGAGGGACUUGCGGGCCGUCGCGAAGGACAUGAGCGACGCGGAAAUUGCGGCGAAGUACUGCGGCCGCAAGCCGGAGUUGGUGCGGGGGCUGCGGGCGAGUCUGCAGAGCGGUGGCGAGGCGGAGGCGGGGGGUGCGUCUGGCCCCGGCGGCGGCACCGCACAACCCGCCGAGGCAAAAGUAACAGGGGAAGAUAAUCCGCGGGCGGAGACGCACAGCGCCGAGGUUCUGGGAGAGGGAAAAACAACUGGACAGCCAAGGGGGCCCGGAGGACUGGGCGGGUCACCGUCACGAGAAAAAGAGCUGUCGCCAUCGCCAUUGCCAUCGGGCGAAACGGAAGAGCACUCACCGUCGGGUGCUUCUACUGGCGGAAAGGCCGCCGAAGGGCAACUUGGGACUUCGCCGGACGGGCCAAGCGACGUUGCGACUCCUCCGGGGCAAAUAAAUACACAGAAAAACCUGCAGGAGCCAACACCGGCACUGCCUUCGACAGGGCCCGAGGACCAAAAAAGGGAACACGAGGGAAAAGACGAAACAAACUUGCACACGCCUGAAGGAGGUCCACCAAAGAGAGCCGACGCCUCAGCAAAAGAAGACGUGGACGACACGCACAUAACGGAGAACACACCAGGUGGAAAUGACCAAGAAGCAAAGCGAAAUCGCUCCGUCUCAAUCUCGCGAUGGUGGUGCAGUGACAUCGCUACAAUCAUCCGACAGCUCCGCCGGCACUUCGACAGACGGCAGAGAAGAAGCACCGACGGAAGGACAACCAGAGGGAUCCUCGACACUAACAAAGCCGCCAACACCAACGUCAACUGA
This is a messenger RNA of Trypanosoma conorhini, 918 nucleotides long. RefSeq lists its product as uncharacterized. The coding region runs from base 1 to 918 and encodes 305 amino acids. The transcript has a single exon. Lineage: Eukaryota; Euglenozoa; Kinetoplastea; Trypanosomatida; Trypanosomatidae. The record is from RefSeq and is a predicted model, not a curated record.